AUGCAGUCCAUUAGGAUUGCAGCGUUUGUGCCCCUUUUGCUGCUUCUGCUGCUGACAGUACUGGCCGACGGGUGGCCAUAUCCACGACCCUUACCACAGAACCUAAGACGACUGCCAAGGCGGAACGAUUUUGUUGCUUACAAUUUGCAUCGCAUCAUACGACCGCGCGAUGUUAACGAUCUGGAUGUUGAUCAGGCGCGGAAGGCCAUGCACGAUGUACACGAAACGAUCGCUGAAGUACAACGGCUGCUGGCUCUCGAUCCUUCUCUUCCUAGGCUGACCAGAGGAGAAAUCGAGGAACUGUUCGAAAAUGUAACGCGGGAAGAGUUUUCCAAAUCGCUACGCGCUGGAGAUCACCAUCGGGCGCAGCAUAUGCGAGCGCUCAUGCUCGUUCUGCCGUACCACGCGAAUAACAUGUCGCCGGAAAAUAUGCAAAAGAUAUACACCCGUCCACCAGUGACCCGAAUUGUUGGGGCUGGUACCAACACGAAACCGAUCGUUUUCGAAACGCUACCAAUAACGCCGGCACGGUUUGUCGCCAGCACUACUACUACUACUACUACAACCACCUCCACUGUUGCACCGACAACAUCUGGCCCGCGCACAACGACUGCUGCCAUCCCGGUAACAACAAUCCGUUUUACAACGCCGCGUCCAACUACUUUCCAUCCAACGCUACCGGAACGAAUGCGCGAUGCUACUCAACGUAAGGAAAAUUUAAACGACCUUCUUGCGUCGAUCGGAUUAUCGCAAAGCUCGGAGGAACUUUCCACCCCUCCAACGUUCCGCCCAUUACCAGCCGCUAUGACGACAAUAGCACCAUCUCCUUCGUCUUCGUCAGCACCGGAAGAUCCUGUUAGCAAUGCGAUCAAUGUGGAUGAUCCGAAAGUGGCACAAGAGCUAAAGGAUCUAUUGCGUUCGUUCGGUUUGCUGAAGGACGUGGACAGUGCUGUCAGUGCGAAUAGUCCACUGCCACACGCAGAACGACUGGUCGACAUACAGCCGGCAGCACUGGUACUGCACGAACCGCUUAAGGUGGAAGAAUCGACUCCAACGAUCGAAGAACCGAAGAAGCUAACGGUCGAAAAUACUGGUGGGCUUACGCAAGCGAACGUUAAACCGGAUGACUAUGUUGCCUUUAAACCUCUACCGAUCGGAACAUCUGCUGAUGAUGAGGACGCAAAACCGAUAGACGAAGAGCUGGACGCUUUACUAAAAUCCUUCGGUUUGCGUGGGCCUGGUCCACGCAACAAGAAAUCGAUGCACCCGGAAGUGACUCAAAAACCACCGAUGGUGAUGAAAUCAGUUCCGUCUAUCGAUGCAGACCUAGUAGCACCACAGCUAAUGUCCGUGCUGGGAACGCUAGGCAUACAGAUGAAGCCUGGUCAACAUCAGGCUUCACUCUCCACGGGAGCGACUCCGGUAGUUCGGAGAAGGGAAAAAACACCGCGUAAGCUAGAACCACCGGUUGAUCAAACGCCAUCGGCAGCACAUUUACGCGUCAGUAAUGAGGAUUACCGGAAGUUGGAACAGCUGUGGCAGACGGUGAAGCAACUCGAGAAACUGAACACAUCUCUCACGGACGAUUCGCUCGAUGUACUCAAUCCGAAACAUUACAAUUUAAGUCCAUCGCUACUGGCACAGGGGCCAGAUCCGCUACUCGAUGGCAUUGGUGAUCGCGAAAGACUGAACGAGAUCAAGAAGCGUCAGGAGCCGGCCACAUCUACCACUACGACUACCUCGUCGGUUCUGAAUGAUGAUGGUGUGGCAACGGAGAGUGACAGUCCGUUCCGUUUCAGUUUACAGCUUAACACUAGCGGAAGUGGUACAACGAGUGAUGAUACCGAGCAGGAUGAUUCGACAGCUACGACUACGACCAGUGACAUCACACCUGACACGACGACAAACUCCCCCAGUACCACUGCCUCUCCAACUACCACAACGACGGAGAGUGCCCGCAAUGCUGCAUUGGAAGACUCGUUUCCCUCAUCGGAUUUAGCCGGAGAUCCUGUAAAUGAGGAACCGUUACCACCACCACGUCGUAACGGAUUUUACUUUUUGUACGAUUGGAACUCUUUCCUGGAGGUGGGCGAGGAACCGAACAAGGUCAUCAUCCGUUACAACCCACAGGCGGGCGAUCCGAGCCGCUUCCUACCGGUCACUGUACCGUAG
Messenger RNA from Anopheles marshallii, 2172 nucleotides. Its product is annotated as mucin-5AC. Bases 1 to 2172 code for a protein of 723 amino acids. The transcript is spliced from 2 exons. The record is from RefSeq and is a predicted model, not a curated record. Lineage: Eukaryota; Metazoa; Arthropoda; Insecta; Diptera; Culicidae.